AUGACCACCCAAGCAAUCAAAACAGGAACCUCCGCCCGCCUCGCCGCCCGCUCCAACACCCUCCCCCCAAUCAUAAACCUCUCCCAAAUCGCCCCAGGCCACAUCCACGCCCACAUCCUCAUCCUCCCUUCCCCCUACACCGCCGACUUCCGCCUCCUCUGCGCGCGAAACCCCGUAGCCCUACCCCUGUUGGCAGAGAGCACGAAACCGGGAAUCUUCGACGCCGUCAAAUCCCGCGUCGCCUGGCUGGAGGAUGACGAGGUGCUGCUGAGGCAGCAUGUUGAUCUCAGGCGGGAUGUUGGGGGGUUUACUGUGUGGAGGGAUGGGGAGGUUUUUACUGACGGUCAGGGCAUGGAAGACGUAGUCUCGGAAUGGAAGGAUGACCACGUCGCGUUCGUGAUCGCGAGUGAGGGGAGUAUUGAAGCUGCUCUUCGCCAGGCCGGGCUACUAGAAGGGAGGAUUCCGCACCCUCCGAUGUAUCGCACGCGGAAACCGUUAUUCCCAUCGGGGACGUUCUACGAUUGCGAGAUGGUAGUGAGCAUGCGGUCUUUCUCCGCCGCGGAAACCGGGCAAGUCAGACAAGUAACAGCUCCAUUUGCGCUCGCGCACGGGGAGCCGAUCGACUGGGGCUGGGGUGCUGUGGGGCGUUUGGGGAUCAGAGAUAUCGAUAUGCCGGAGUGGGGGGAGAGGCCUGUGACGAGGAAUGGGAGGGCGUUGGGGGAGGUGGCGUGGAAGGAUGAUGAGGUUCCUGUCUUUUGGGGGAGUGGCGUGACGGCGCAGGAGGCGGUGGCGAAGAUGGAGUUGCCCGGGACGGUUAUGGCGAAUGCGGUUGGGGAGUAUCUUGUGUUGGAUUGUAAGGAUGAGGAUGUUGCGAGGGUGUCAUAG
Molecule: messenger RNA, 885 nt
Organism: Zasmidium cellare ATCC 36951
Lineage: Eukaryota; Fungi; Ascomycota; Dothideomycetes; Mycosphaerellales; Mycosphaerellaceae
Exons: 1
Coding region: 1-885 (294 amino acids)
Biological process (GO): glutamate metabolic process
Molecular function (GO): D-glutamate cyclase activity
Source: RefSeq, a predicted model, not a curated record